This is a messenger RNA of Brassicogethes aeneus, 1683 nucleotides long. The record is from the annotation of a GenBank genome assembly. Lineage: Eukaryota; Metazoa; Arthropoda; Insecta; Coleoptera; Nitidulidae.
AUGCCAAGUGAUAAAGAAAAGUUAGAAAAAAGGCGAGAGCAAAAAAAACUUAGCAUGAGAAGAGCUAGGGAAAAACUAAAGCAAGAUAGAGACAAGCAUGAAGAAAUUAAACAAAAGGACAGAGAAAGAUACCGAAAGAAAAAGGAAGAAGGAUUGGUAAUGGGUAUAAAAGAUCUUAGUCGAAGAGACCAAAAAGCGAAAAGAAAGGAAUGGAGGGAAAAAGCCAAGCGUUAUAGACAGAAGGAAAAAAAUAAUCGGCUUCUUAACGAUAUGUUACAAAGAAAUUCUCCACUGCCAACUCCUGAACGAGAGAUUGAAUUGCCCAGUACACCUCCAUCAACUAGCAGAAUUGCUUCCGGAAAAAAAAUUGCUAGGAGAAAUAGGGAGAAAUGGAAAAAAGAGAAAAAUGAUUUGAUUAAAAUGCUAGAUGAGGCUAAAUCAAGAAAAAAUAAAUACAAAACCCGUUAUUACAGACUAAAGAAAAUAAUGGUAAAAAAGAUGUCUACUCCUGAAAAAACGGUAUCAGAAAUGAUAGCUGGACAAAGUGUCACUCCAACUGUGAGGAAAAAUCUUCUUCAUGGGAAGGUUCUCAAAAAACAAAUCUCUAAAAAGGAAACCAAAACUAUUUUUAAGAAAGUUUUGCAUGGUCCUUUGAUUAAAAAGUUUAAAUUGAAUAAAAUGUUGCAAAAUUUGACAUCCAGAAGAACUUUAAGUUAUAGAAAACAAGUAACUAACGGAAAAAUUAUUGCGGCAAGAAGAGCUGUGGUAGAGUUUUUAGAAGAAGAUGAAAAUAGCAGAAUUACAGCUGGAAAAAAGGAGAAAAUUACUAGAAAAAAAGUGAAAAAACAGAUUCGUUACUUGAAUGAUUCUAUGAGAAGACUUCACGAAAAAUUUAUCAAGAAUACCCAAUUAAAGAAAAUUACCUACUCAACGUUUUGUUCACUUCGCCCAUUUUGGAUUAAAUUUCCAAAUUAUAAGUCGAGAUCAACCUGUUUGUGCAAAAUUCACACGAAUAUGGUUAAGAGAUGUAAAAUUGACCAACUACUUUGUACAAAUUUUCCAUAUGAAUUAAGCAAAUCCUUAUGUUGUGAAAUAUAUAGAGAAGAAUGGCAAGAAAAGAUGUGUCACAAAACUUUGAAGGAGAGCAUACCAUGCACAAAACUUGAACUGGUGAAAGAACUAAAUAACACCAUCGGACCUUACAUGAAGCACUGUUUAACUGUUUCUCAUCAGCAAAAGGCAAUCACUGAUAUAAAACAAAAUCUUACAAGCGAAGAAAUUCUGAUACACGUGGAUUUUAGUGAAAACUAUGAAUGUAAAUAUGGGGAAGAAAUACAAUCGGUACAUUUUGGGGGGUCAAAACAACAAAUUUCACUUCAAACUGUAGUGGUUUAUUAUCAUGAAGGACAUCAGUGCUUCUGCACCCUAUCCGAAAAUCUUAAACAUGAUCCACUGGCUAUAUGCGCUCAUUUUGAACCAAAUUUGAACACAGUUAAAACAAUUGUACCAGGUUUAAAAACUGCCUAUUGUUUAAGUGACGGUCCAUCCAAUACAAAAAUAAAACAAUGUUUCAACUGGCUAUCAAGUAUGUGGCGCAUCAUAUUAAUGUGGAGACAUUUCAUUGGAAUUAUAGUGCCAGUGGUCAUGGCAAGGGAGCGCCGGAUGGUGUUGGAGGGUGUGUAA